AUGGCUUCUGGUCAAAAAUUGAGGUUCAACGCAGAGCAUAUUAAGCUGAUAAGGGACCAGUUUAAGCUUGUAGACUCGGAUGGAGAUAGGUUAAUAAAUGAGGAUGAGUUUCGGAAAUUGUUCAGAUCAUUUGGUCAAACUGUUUCAAAUAAACGUUUGGACUCGAUAGUUUCAGAGGUUUUUAAGGAUCUCGAUGGUUCCAAAGGAAUUGAUUUUGAGACUUUCAUCAACAGCUUCAUAAAGUUUUAUUCUCGUCCUCCCACAGAGAAGGCCCUGGCUGAGGCUUUAAGUUUGUUUGAAAACAGCUCAGGAUACCUUGAUAAGCCAAGAUUAUUUAACCUUCUUUCAACUAGAGGCGAGAAGCUCAGCAAAUCAGAACUUGAGGAGUUUUCCCAAAUUAUGGGUCUUAAUAAGGACGUUUCGAAGUUAGACUCAAGAAAAUUGGCAGAAAACAUGUGUGGUCUUCUUUCUCAGGUCCCAACUCCAAACUAA
Theileria annulata is the source of this 492-nucleotide messenger RNA. RefSeq lists its product as uncharacterized. Bases 1 to 492 code for a protein of 163 amino acids. The record is from RefSeq and is a predicted model, not a curated record. The transcript is spliced from 6 exons. Gene Ontology annotation, cellular component: cytoplasm. NCBI's taxonomy places the organism in Eukaryota, Apicomplexa, Aconoidasida, Piroplasmida, Theileriidae. Gene Ontology annotation, molecular function: calcium ion binding.